AUGAACAGCGACGUCCAGGAUCACCAUCCUUCUGUGCCACACGAGUCACAUGCAGCACCAAGGGGCACAGGUCACCACUUGAUCCCCUCACACUCGACCGCCUCAACUGGCAACGACUCCAUGUUUCCCUUUAAGCUUGAGCCCACGGACACGACGACGACAACGCCACCCAGCGGCGGCGUCGACAACGACACGGAUGAUUCCGAUCUUCCUGAGCCAAGAGUCCUCCUUGAGAGGAUCCCGACCAUUCUCCAGCCUUCCAUCCCAUGGACGAAGAGGCUGAUGCACUUUACCUUUGCCUGGUAUACCGUCACACUUUCAACUAGUGGUGUUUCUCUGGUCCUGGCCAUCACCCCCCAUCGCUUCCGCGGUUUGUCAACCAUCGGGCUCGUCAUCUUUCUCCUGGAUCUUUUCUUCUUCCUGGUCAUCACCGGCGCAAUCACUGUCCGCUUCAUCCUCUACAAGUCAACUUUCCAGCGCGCCUUCACCCGGCCCAACGAAGCCCUCUUCGUCCCGACUUUCUUCUUGUCGAUUGCCGCCAUCCUCUGCAACGUAGCCGAGUAUGCUCGCAUCUUCAUCUUCGACGACGACAUCAACUACCGAUUCACCGGCAGUCAUGCGUCCAACACAACUUCUCACUCGACCCCCUGGCUCGGCAACUCCACGUUCGGCCAGCCCUCCGAACCCGACGACGAAGCAGCCCCCGACGCCUCCUUCAGCUCCUUUCGAACCUUCCUCUGCAUUGCCUUCUGGUUCUUCUCCGCUUUGACUUUUCUGGUCUCGGUAAUCCAAUACCACCUCCUGUUCACCGUUAAAGCCGAGCGCCGCCUCUCUCUCACCACCAUCACCCCCGCCUGGGUCCUGCCCAUCUUCCCCGUCAUGCUGAUAGGAACGCUUGCCGGCUCAUUUUCCAAGACUCAGGACCCCGAAUCAGCAAUCGGCAUGAUCUGCGCCGGCCUAGCCGCCCAGGGACUAGGUCUGCUCGUCAGCUUCUUCUUCUUUUCGAGCUACUUAAGCAGACUAAUGGCCUUCGGCCUACCCGCCCAAAGACCGGGUAUGUUCAUCGCCGUCGGCCCGCCGAGCUUUACUGGCGCUGCGGUUAUUAGCAUGGCGAGCGACAUUCCGCGCAUCUUCCAACAGCUUCAGUCCCUCAACACCUCACAGAUCACCAUCCUCACCGGCAUCGGCAACACCGACACUUUGGCAGCGGGCGUGAAGCUAGCCGCGAUCUGGCUGGGCGUGUUUCUCUGGGGCUUGGGCUUCUGGUUCUUUGUUAGCGCCGUCGCGGGCAUCGUGGCGGGCAUGCCGGACAAGAAGUUCCACUUGAGCUGGUGGAGCAUCGUGUUCCCGAACGUCGGGUUCACCAUCGCCAGCAUCAAGAUCGGGCAAGGGCUGGGGAGCGAGGGCGUGCUGUGGAUGGGAAGCGGACUGACGGUGGCAUUGGUUCUGGCGUGGGCGUUUAUAGGGUAUCGCUGCGUUAGAGCGGUGAUGAAGAGGGAGAUUGUCUGGCCUGGACAUGAUGAGGAUUCUUGA
Sordaria macrospora k-hell is the source of this 1533-nucleotide messenger RNA. Lineage: Eukaryota; Fungi; Ascomycota; Sordariomycetes; Sordariales; Sordariaceae. The record is from RefSeq and is a predicted model, not a curated record.